Messenger RNA from Fusarium oxysporum Fo47, 1023 nucleotides. RefSeq names its product MBL fold metallo-hydrolase. The coding region runs from base 1 to 1023 and encodes 340 amino acids. Lineage: Eukaryota; Fungi; Ascomycota; Sordariomycetes; Hypocreales; Nectriaceae. The transcript is spliced from 4 exons. The record is from RefSeq and is a predicted model, not a curated record.
AUGGAAGAUUCUACCCUUGAAUGGUUCGGUGCCACGACAUUCCGCCUUCGAACAAGAGGCGUCACCGUCUUCCUAGAUACUUGGCUCGACAGACCUUCCGUACUGAAGACUUAUCUCCCAGUUGACGAAGUAAAAGAGGCCGACUAUAUCUUUAUCUCACAUGCUCAUUUCGACCACCUCCCCGGCGCAGAUCGCAUCGCCAUCAUGACCGGCGCCAUCGUCAUAGCCAAUAACGAAGCAAUCAACCUCCUAAGAGAGGGCGGCGUUCCAGAACACCAACUCCUGCCUGUUCAAGGCGGCGAGAGAAUUCCGUUAUUCACUCGCGAGACCUGGAAUAAAGCUAAUGCUAACCCAUCGUUGUUCUGUCCCGGUCCUCCUGGAGCACCUCGACGUCCACUGGACAAACUUGCAGCGUUUUCAGUAGAUGUCUGGCCUUCAUUGCACUGCAUGAUGCCUACAGAUCACCCUGAAGUUAUCGACACAGCGACUGUAUACAAAGGGUCAGCGAGUCCCUACAGCUGUACUCUCGAUAUCACAAUCGGCAUGAAAUACGGUUUGCUCAAGAUCGGAGAGCUCAUGCCGGCGGAGAAGCUAACACCUGGCCACCGCUCCUUUAUCGAGUAUGUCGGCGACCGAAAGCGAAACCUCUUUUCGCACAGUGAUGGUGGGCAAUUGAUGUUCAACUUUGUCAUUGGUGAGAAAGCAUUUCUUUGGAGUGCACAUCUAGGAGGUUAUGAGGGUAUUCUGCGAGACUUACAGCCAAAGCCUGAUAUUGCGAUAUUGGCUAUCGCUGGAAGAGCGAAUCUUAAUGGUAGACCAUUUGAUGGUUCUGCAGCUGAGUUUGCGGCUAUGAAGGUUGGUUGGUUGGGUAAUCCGUCUCAGGUGAUCUGGUGUUUACAUGAUGAAGCAUGCAUUCCACCUUGGAGGACCAAGACUGAAGCGGCUACAAAAGCCGUCGAGAAGAAUGGCAAGACAAAGGUUUUGACGAUGGACUUUGCUCGGCCGGUCAAGUUAGACAUCUAG